UAAACAUAUUAUUAGCAGUAUAAAAUAAAUGUUUUGUUUUAUAUUUUAUUUUUCCUCGUUAAACUCAAAAACUAAAACUAAACCAAAUUUGAUUUAGGUUUUACUAUUAUUUAAAGAAUUAAAUAAAAAAAAAAAGAAUUAAAAAAAUUAAAUUAAAUUAAGAAGAUUAUAUUCAACUGACCUAACCAAUAAUUCCUGCCAUCGAAAACUGAGCAGUAAAGCAGAUAAUUCAUAUACUCACAAUCAAGUAUAAAAUACUUUUUGGCAUUAUGUUGAGGGUCGUUAAUCUUGAACGAUUGAAAAAGUUAUAUGCAACAUUUUCAAUUCCUCAACUAUUAACAGAAUAUAAAAUUGGAGAUAAUGAGUUAAUACCUAUAUCCGUGGAUUCUGAUAUAACAUCAAAAGAUGAUGAACAUUUUACACCAUUAUGGUAUUACGAUGAUACCGAAUUCGAUAGUCGAAACGCUGAUGAAUGGGUAAAAAAAGAUAAAAAUGGAGUUAAUUUACCAGUACCUGCAAUUGUAUACUUACCUACUGAUUCAAAUAAAGAAUUUUCUAAAAACUACAAUUGGACGAAUGCAAAUGUAAUUGAUUAUAACUCAACAUUGAAAAUGUAUUCAGUUGUUGUAUCAAUUAACGAUUCAACCAAAGUAUAUUCUGAAAUACCUAGAUUACAAAUACACUUUAAAGGAGAAGAUCCUAGAGAAUUUGUUAAGAGAAUCAAGUAUGCGAUUUUAAGGCGAGAAUAUUGUGAAAAUAUUUAUAAGUGGUCCAUGUAUAUUAAUAAUGUUCUACUUGAUAAACGUUCAAAGUCCAUUUCAGAAUCAUUACCACAUGAUACGAUUAAAAGAAUAUUGCAUCUAUUACUUAAGAAUCAAAAAAUCAAAAACAUGAAUACAGAUAAAAUUAAUAUCAUGGUCGAACAAAUUAAUAAUAUUUAUCAAGAAUCAUGCCUAUCUUUUAGGCUAGAAUUAUUAAAAUCUGUAUCUAAAGAUCACCAUAAUACUCUGAAAAUACCAAAUUUCGAUUUUGAACAGUUCAUAAGAAAGCCCGGUACGGAUUAUGCUAUAGACGCACAAUCUACUUCAAUGGAUAAACAAUUAUUUAUAAAAAUGCGUGAAGAAUUAAAUAAAAGAAAUUUAUUAGAAUUACCUGAAGUUUAUACAUCUCUAUGCGAAGCGAACGUAGAGAUUACGUUAAUCAAAAACAUUCAAUUAUUAUUAACUGAUUUUAAAAUUUAUUUAACGCUAGAUGAAUUUGAAACAGCACAGUUAAAAAAUAUUUUUGAAACUUUUAGUUUGCUUAAGAACUCGUGGAUAAAGGAAAUUGCUUACAAAUGUUAUGCAGUUUUAGUAAAUAUAAAAACAGGUUGGUUUGACAUUUCAACAUGUAAAAUUAAAAAUUAUGAAUCAUCAAUCAACAAGUUACGAAGAUUAAUGACGCUUAUUACGCGUAUGAUGGAAGAACGUCUAAGACUAAUAGUGUUAAAUUCGGCAAAAGCUUAUACAAGACUGAUCGAGCAACCUAUUAUUUCAAUGAAAGGUAUUAAUGAUGAUUUUACUUGGGGUAAUAAUUUAAAUAAAUCACCAUUUGAAGAAUGCGCACCUCCAUUGUUUUCUAUAACGCUCAGUAUGAAAAAUGGAGCAUUUUACUCAAUUAAUCCAGAUAAAUUUGAGAUGGUUAUUGUAAGCUUAUUAAAACGAAUGAUACUAGAAAGCCAUGAGAUACCAGCUAUUCAUCCAUAUGUACUCGCGAACUUGACAUUUUUAGAAAAACCUUAUUUAACAUCAAUAGGGCUAAUUGAACCCCAAAUUGCUGAUUUACAAGCUACUAUUGAAAAUAGCAUUCGCUUAGCUAUUAUUCCAAUAAAAGCGUACUGCAAAGAAUAUAAUAUUCACUCACAUUUAUAUAAUAUAAAUGUCGAGUCAUAUGUAAAGAAAUUCUUUGAAGGUAAUCCAUCACUAAACAAAAUAAAAGAAGAAAUAUCAAUGCAAAUAAAAAUGAAGUUAAACCUAGAGAAGACACUUCCUGAAAAUAUCAUUAUUGGGUUAUUUUUCAUAAACGUUGAAUCCUUGAAACAUUUAUUGAUAAGGAAACGGAUUGAAUUAGCAGAAUUAAUUAUGAAAACACAUGCGAGUUUAACAACUGAGAAAAUAGAAAUAUGCUGCGCAGAAUACAAUAGGAUGUAUCUGAAGCUUAUUGAAGUUCCGACUACAGUAGAACAAGUGUUUGAAAUAAGAGAAUGGAUAAAUGACUUGCCAAAUUUAAUUAGUGAUCAAACUGAAAUCUUAAAACGAUUAUUAAAGGAAAUGGAUAUGUUGGAUCAAUUUUUGUGGAUAUUAGAAGAUGAACAAUUAAAAUUAAAAUAUAGCUCUUUAAUUUGGCCUUAUAAGAUUAGCUUAAAAGUAAAAGAGUCUUUAGAAAAUAUAGCAAUUUAUAUUGAAAAAUUUGAGAAAAUUCAAAUUGAAGAUAAAUUAUUAUUACAAGAGAAUGUAGAAUACUUAAGUGAUAUUAUUUUAAAGUUAACUAUUGAAAAUAAUUUGUCAAAAGUAAAUGAGAUUGCAGUAGAAGUAAAUAAAAAUUGGAAACUAAUUAAAGACCUACAAUCAACUAGUCAAACUUUAAACCAAAGACAAAAACUUUUUGGUCAUACGGUAACACCCUUUGAAAACGUUGAGCAUUUAAUUGACGAAUUUGAACCAUAUAAAAUAUUAUGGCAAAGUGCUUCAGAGUUUUUUAAAUUACAAAGUGCUUGGAUGCAAAAUCCAUUAAUAAACAUAAAAAAAUCUACUAUAGAACCUAUGUUAAACAAUUUAUUAAAUAUUGUCACAAAAUGUGUGGAGCAAUUCGCUGAAGUACCUGGUACUUUAAGUGUAGCUAAUGAAAUAAAAACACAAAUUGAAGAAUAUGUGCCAAUGGUACAUUUAUUGAAUUAUAUUCUAACUCAAGGGAUGAAGCAAAGGCAUUGGGAUAUAUUUGCUGAUAUAACCGGAAUAAGAAUUAUAUUAUCACCAACACUAACUUUUAAAAAAUGUUUGGCAUUGGGUAUUAAUGACCAUGUAGAAGAGAUAAAACAAUUAUCAGACAAUGCUUCAAAAGAAUAUAUAAUUGAAAUAGCUUUAAAUAAAAUGAUGGAUGAAUGGACCGGUGUAAAGUUCCAAUUGUUGCCUUAUAAUGAUCAAGAUAUUUAUAUUUCAACAAUAACAGAUACAGAAUUUCAAAUGCUUGAUGAUCAUAUUUUGCUUACUCGACAGCUAUCUUCGAGUUCGUUUAAAGGAAUAUUUGAAGAACCAUUAACUAAAUGGGAAGAAGAUUUAAGACUUUCAAAAGAUGUUAUUAAUGAAUGGAACGAAUUUCAAAAGACAUGGUUGUAUUUAAAACCAAUAUUUGACAAUCCAGACAUUAAAGAACAAUUACAUGUGGAAAAUAAAAAGUUAAGUUUAGUUGAACGAAUAUGGAAACGAAUAAUGAAAAUCACUUUAAAUAAACCUUGGGUUAUGAAGACUUGUCCAGAUAAGCAAUUAUUGGACCAAUUAAUCAAUGGAAACAUUCAACUUAUGAAAGUUCAAAAAGCACUUGAAUAAUAUUUAUUCUAAUAAAUUAUUUUUAUUUAAUUCUUCACUCAUCAACUUUAAAAUAAUAUCACUUAAGUAUUCUACAUUCUCUUGUAAUAAUAA
Messenger RNA from Aphis gossypii (cotton aphid), 3677 nucleotides. RefSeq names its product dynein axonemal heavy chain 1-like. Gene Ontology annotation, biological process: microtubule-based movement. Gene Ontology annotation, molecular function: dynein intermediate chain binding; minus-end-directed microtubule motor activity; dynein light intermediate chain binding. Gene Ontology annotation, cellular component: dynein complex. NCBI's taxonomy places the organism in Eukaryota, Metazoa, Arthropoda, Insecta, Hemiptera, Aphididae. The record is from RefSeq and is a predicted model, not a curated record.